UGAGGGUCCCAGCCAAUGCUGCGCAAGCGCCCAUACCAGGGCGUGGCGCACUAUGACCUGUCUGCUGCGCUUGCGCGUGCUCAGGCAGCACCAGGUUGGGGGCGGGGCGGGACAGGAAAUGUUACAUCGACUGGUGGCAGCGGCCGGCAGUCGAGCCGUGGCCUGUCCACUUUCCGUGUUGUGGCGAUGUGGCGGCGGUGCAGGAAGAGGCGGGACGGCCUGGAUCAGAGUGAGAGCCCUUGGCACCGCUCGGCAGGUGAGAGGGGAAACGCUGCCCAAAUUCCGGAUGGCCCGUUCCUCCAGGGGAUGCACUUGCAGCAGCUUCCUCUGCAGGGACGAUUGACUUCAUUUUCCCAAUGGCUGUGUUCAAAACCACCCAAAGAAACUGGAGAACCAAAGAAGGCUGGGCUUAGAGGAGAUGGAGGCAAGAAAGGAGGGAAGCAGGAUGAAUUUGCUUGGUGGAAACGGAUGCCGAAGGGGAAGUUUCCUGGGGACGACAAGGAUUUCCGAAAUCUGGCUGUUUUGGGGGCAGGUGUUGCUGUGGGUUUUUUGUAUUUCUGUUUCCGAGAUCCUGGAAAAGAGAUCACCUGGAAGCACUUUGUACAGUAUUAUCUGGCCAGAGGUCUGGUGGACCGACUGGAAGUUGUAAAUAAACAAUUUGUGCGUGUUAUUCCUGCUUCUGGGACAUCUGAGAAGUUCGUGUGGUUUAACAUAGGUAGUGUUGACACCUUUGAACGUAACCUGGAGUCUGCUCAGUGGGAACUGGGGAUUGAGCCCACCAAUCAGGCUGCUAUAGUCUAUACUACUGAGAAUGAUGGCUCUUUUCUCCGGAAUCUAGUGCCCACUCUGUUCCUGGUUGGAAUUCUCCUCUAUGCUGUGAGGAGAGGCCCAAUGGGGAAUGGUCGUGGUGGGCGAGGAGGGGGCCUCUUCAGUGUUGGUGAGACAACAGCCAAGAUCUUAAAGAACAACAUUGAUGUGCGAUUUGCAGAUGUAGCUGGCUGUGAAGAAGCCAAAUUGGAAAUUAUGGAGUUUGUGAAUUUCUUGAAGAACCCAAAGCAGUAUCAGGACUUAGGAGCCAAAAUUCCAAAGGGAGCCAUGCUCACUGGUCCACCUGGCACAGGCAAAACACUUCUUGCAAAAGCAACUGCAGGGGAGGCCAAUGUGCCUUUCAUCACAGUGAAUGGAUCAGAGUUUCUGGAAAUGUUUGUUGGUGUUGGGCCAGCAAGGGUUCGUGACAUGUUUGCAAUGGCACGGAAAAAUGCUCCUUGUAUUUUAUUCAUUGAUGAGAUAGAUGCUAUUGGCAGGAAACGAGGCCGUGGGCAUCUGGGAGGCCAGAGUGAGCAGGAGAACACCUUAAAUCAGAUGCUCGUGGAGAUGGAUGGGUUCAACUCUACCACUAAUGUGGUGGUGUUGUCUGGCACCAACCGCCCUGAUAUCCUUGACCCAGCUCUUACACGUCCUGGCCGGUUUGACCGCCAGAUUUACAUUGGUCCUCCUGAUUUCAAAGGCAGGUCUUCCAUUUUCAAGGUCCAUCUACGUCCACUCAAGCUGGAUGAAAGCCUCAGUAAGGAUGCUCUGUCAAGGAAGCUGGCAGCUCUCACUCCAGGCUUCACUGGUGCAGAUAUUUCUAAUGUAUGCAAUGAAGCGGCCCUGAUUGCUGCCCGUCAUCUUAGCCCUUCUGUCCAGGAGCAGCAUUUUGAACAAGCCAUCGAGAGGGUCAUUGGAGGGCUUGAGAAGAAGACCCAGGUCCUACAACCCAGCGAAAAGACAACUGUGGCCUACCAUGAGGCUGGGCAUGCAGUAGUGGGCUGGUUCUUGGAACAUGCAGACCCUCUGUUGAAGGUGUCCAUCAUCCCCCGGGGCAAGGGGCUUGGCUAUGCCCAGUACCUUCCCCGUGAGCAGUACCUUUACACACGGGAGCAGCUCUUCGACCGCAUGUGUAUGAUGCUGGGGGGCAGGGUAGCUGAACAGCUGUUCUUUGGUCGGAUCACCACAGGUGCUCAGGACGACCUGAGGAAAGUCACCCAGAGUGCCUAUGCCCAGAUUGUGCAGUUUGGAAUGAGUGAGAAGCUGGGCCAGGUGUCCUUCGACUUUUCCAGACAAGGCGAGGCUGUGGUGGAGAAACCGUAUAGUGAGGCUACUGCUCAGCUCAUUGAUGAAGAGGUCCGGCACCUUGUCAGGUCUGCAUAUGAUCGGACUCUGGAGCUGCUUACACGGUGCCAGGAGCAGGUAGAGAAGGUGGGCAGGCGACUCCUGGAGAAAGAAGUGCUGGAGAAGGCCGACAUGAUAGAGCUAUUGGGCCCUCGGCCCUUUGCAGAGAAGUCCACCUAUGAGGAAUUUGUAGAGGGUACCAGCAGCCUCGAGGAGGACACAUCCCUUCCUGAGGGACUGAAAGACUGGAAUCAGGGACGGGAAGAAGGGGGCCCUGAGCAGUGCUUACAGGAGCGCAUCACAUAGCCUGUGGCAUGUGCCACUGCUGGAUGGGUGCUGGUCAGCCUUUGUAGAGCUGCUGCCAGAGCAACUGGAAAACAAAUUAAAAUAGGUGACAACUGCAAA
Molecule: messenger RNA, 2556 nt
Organism: Nannospalax galili (Upper Galilee mountains blind mole rat)
Lineage: Eukaryota; Metazoa; Chordata; Mammalia; Rodentia; Spalacidae
Product: AFG3-like protein 1
Exons: 16
Coding region: 16-2457 (813 amino acids)
Biological process (GO): protein-containing complex assembly; mitochondrial protein processing
Cellular component (GO): membrane; m-AAA complex
Molecular function (GO): ATP binding; ATP-dependent peptidase activity; metalloendopeptidase activity
Source: RefSeq, a predicted model, not a curated record